This is a messenger RNA of Gigantopelta aegis, 926 nucleotides long. RefSeq names its product 39S ribosomal protein L9, mitochondrial-like. Gene Ontology annotation, biological process: translation. The coding region runs from base 141 to 890 and encodes 249 amino acids. The record is from RefSeq and is a predicted model, not a curated record. The transcript is spliced from 8 exons. Gene Ontology annotation, molecular function: structural constituent of ribosome. NCBI's taxonomy places the organism in Eukaryota, Metazoa, Mollusca, Gastropoda, Neomphalida, Peltospiridae. Gene Ontology annotation, cellular component: ribosome; mitochondrion.
CCUUUUGGUAAACUUCGCCACCUGUCGGUGAUUUUGUUUCGAAGUCGCAUGUUGAUGUUUUAGUGAUAAACUAAUCUUGCCGUGGUGUGUUAAGAUGUAAAUGUUCUGUGCAUUUAAGACUUCAGUUUGUUGAUUACAAUAUGUUGCGCUCAGCACUGCAUGCUGGGAAGGAUGUGUGUACCCGACUUCUACAGCCAGGUAUUUCGGGAUCAUCCAGUAUCAACCUGCAACAAACGAGAAGCACGGUGAUCGUGGAGAGGAUGUAUCCUGUUCUACUCGCUAAGAAAGGUCACGCUCCGAGACUCAAGAACAGAAACCGUGUGUUGCGAUUUGUCGAGAGAGUCCACAACAAAAAGUUACCACCAAUCACAUGCAUUCUUACAGAUUAUGUUGAAGGUGUUGGGGUGGAGGGUGACGUGGUUGAGGUUAAGAGAGGUGUUUUCAGAAGUCAUCUUCAACCGGCUGGUCUUGCUGUGUAUGCCUCUCCAGAAAGUCUGCAGCACUUCAAAGAGAAAAUGAAGGAUGAAGCCGUUGAUGAAGGUCCAAAGCUGACAGCAUUCGCCAAGAUGACUAUGAAACAGUUGGAGGGAAUGUUUCUCCGAGUCCCAAUGAGUGGUGAUAAUCCGUGGAUAUUAGACAAAUCUCAUGUCCGAAUCGCUUUCCGGCGGUCGGGUGUCAUGUUGAGUGAAGACUGUUUAACGCUGCCUGGUGAACCAAUCACUGAGCCCCAAAAUAUUGAAGUUUCAAUAAAGGUGAACCAGCUGUGGGAGGUGAAGGUCAAAGGUCGAGUGUAUCACGUGUACAAAGACCCAACGAAGAACGAGUUUCAUGAGUUACCUCCCCUGUGGAAGCCAACCAUUCGUACCAAACGACAGCAGAGACUUGAUUAAUUAUGAACAUUUGUGAAUAAAUCAUGAAAAAUGUAA